GAUAAAUAGAUAUUUCAAUUGAUUAAAAAAGCCUCAAACUCGACUACAGAAACAUACACAAAUACAAUUGAAAACACCUAACUAGCUUAUGCAAAGACAGACUCAAAUUAAAUCAAGCCCUAAUCUCUAAUGGAUAUUCGACCCAUGUACCAUGACCCCACUUGGAAGAGAAUGCAGCAGCUCCAAAGCGCCGCAACUGGGCUAGCCUUUCGUCGGUGCUGGAGACACUUACAGAGCCAGAACGACUAACAAAAAUAGAGAAUCUCCCGCUAUAGUUGUCAUGCAUAACUUUCUUUCUAAACGAAGAUCAAAGGAAACCCUCUAGCCAUUUUCGUCUUCCAGAGCUUCAAGGGAGUCGAACUACACCCCAGGCCGAGGGAAAGCAGGAUACCAUCAGAGCAUCUCAAAACUAACAGAGGAAGGAGGUGGCAGACACUUUGGCGAUCUUCUCUUGACUUUCCGGCCUACACUAUACCCAGCGAGAGGUACCAACCUCACCCAAGGAGAACAACCUCUCGUUAUGAGAACCGAGAUGUCGCACCAUCCACACCAGAGAAAAAUUUCCAGAGAGAUAUGGCUCUUUUUUUUUUGGCCUUUGAUGCUUAUAAAAUCUCUAGCCUUGUCUUGGCGUUUGGAAUAUCAUAGUCGGAAUCGUUAAAAACAAAGGCAAAUGUGGGUCCCACACGAAGAUCUUCCAGUUGCACCGCCAGAUAUCAACAUUAUGUGGGCCCAAAAUGCUUACGUGUAGCGCUUGGGAUGUAAUAGGGAGACGGAAGGCAAACUUUUGUGCUUAUGCUUGCUGUGCUGGGUAAAGGGGAAUUCUUGCUGGCUGUUUCGUUGCCAUUUCUACUCGUCUGCGUCUCUGUUCUCUCUCUCGUAAGUCAACAGACUCAAAACUAUGGGUUCCAGCAAUAGCAGGCUAGGUUCAAGCCCUUCCAGGCCAGGGCUUAAGCGCAGAUUCCUCUCUUCUCUGUUUUGUGGCUCCUCUGUUUCUCACUCUCCUAUUGAGAUGGGAGAUCAUAUGGAUGAAUCGUCAACAGAGUCUCCUCAAAACUUGACUCCGCCUCAUCAUGUGUCAGUUUGCUCCAAGCAGCAGUCAUCUUCGACCUUUCAACUGGGAACUGGGUUGAGUGGUUUCCGCACUGAGACUGGAAGCAGUAGUGAUUCUAUUGAGGAUGCUUCCUUCACACAUAGUUUUAGUGAUCAUUCUGAGAAUUCAGAAUUACAUUCUCAGCAGGUCAAUGUUAAUGAGUGUCUCGUGGAAAGUCAUCUAGAUGGUACUUCCUUAAAAGGUCAGCCACCCAUGGAAUCACUAUCCGCUGAUGCACUACUCACAAGCAAUGUGGGUCAGGAUACUGGAAAUCUGCAUUCAGAAUCAGAGACCGUAGCAGAUGCAAGUAUCGAAGGCUAUACAGCUGAGUCUGGUCCUGAUGUUUCUGGUCCCUUAGUAAAUUCUCAACCACUUCCAACAUUUCUCUUAUCUUUGGGGGAACAAGGUCCAAUAGGCAUGGGCGUGCUCUUGGUUGAUGUGGUGAGUAUACAUUCCAACAUCUUGUCUAGUAGCAUUGCAGAAAUUAGUAACCGCGAGGCAAGAAGGAAUACUAGAAGGAUGUUUUGGGAUGCUUUCUCAAGAAACAGUUUUAGGCAGAAUAGUGAUUUGCCAACCAUUGUUUUUACAACUACUAGUCAUGCUGAUGAUCUAGGAUCUCAUGACAGAUGGCUCCUUGAUUUUAGUGGUGAUCUUCAUUAUGAUGGCAGUGGUAGUGAGUCUAGAUACCCUGGCACUAGGAGUGAUCGUAGAAGUGGACGACAACGGCAAUCAAGAUUUGAGAUGCCAGAAGGAUUUCAUGAUGUCCAUGAUGAGCUAGGCUGGCAAGGUUCGUUGUGUUCAAGAAGGCGUCAUCCACGCGGUACAUGUUCAUGUGGAUCCUCAUUCACUGAUGAGGAGUCCAGUAGCCGUGCAAACAUUUCACAAAUAUUCAUGCUUGCAGAUGCACUUUUUGAGGUGCUUGAGGAAAUUCAUCAACAUCGCAUGUCUCUUUCGCAGUCUAUGCUCACUCUUCCUGCUCCUGAUGUUGUUGUAAAUUCGUUUCCCCUCAAGAAUCAUAAAAAGCCAUUUGAAACUGAGAGUGGGAUGCGUGAUGCACAACAGUGUCACAUUUGCUUGGUCGACUAUGAGGAAGGGGAUGAAAUUAGAGUUCUUCCAUGUUCUCAUGAAUAUCACAUGUCAUGUGUUGAUAAAUGGCUCAAAGAAGUACAUGGGGUAUGUCCUCUCUGCAGAGAUGAUGUUUGCAAGGGUGUUGCUGAAGGUUCUACCUCAUACCAUGGCACCCAUCAUCGUCCGUCCACCCCUUUAUAUAUCAUAUUGAGUUUUUGUUGAGAAAGUUCAAUCUACUAGCAAAUGGUUUGAAGAGAUGGGAUGGAUCAGAGAGAAGAUUGGUAAUGCAAUGCACUGAAGUUGAUAGGCGCUUGUAUCCCUUGUGAUUAUAUUGUGAAAUGCUCUAUGAAAUAGGUGAGGUUGGCAGCUGAAUCUUCGGAAACAAGAUAGUUGAAGCUUUGUGGAAGAUGAAGUUGGAAGAAGAAUUUCCCUUUUUGUCAUUUUGGGGAAGCAUUGACUUGAUUUUAGCUGAAAGGCCCAGAAAGGGUUUGGAUCAUGCUACUGUCAGCUGCAUUGACUAUUAUAGGCUUUUACUCAUGGUAACUAAAAACCUUCUGAUACCAAACAGCAUAACAGUUUCACCGGAUGGAUAAAUGCAAUGGCAAUUCAUUUAGGUA
Messenger RNA from Hevea brasiliensis (rubber tree), 2775 nucleotides. RefSeq lists its product as uncharacterized. Bases 899 to 2380 code for a protein of 493 amino acids. The record is from RefSeq and is a predicted model, not a curated record. Lineage: Eukaryota; Viridiplantae; Streptophyta; Magnoliopsida; Malpighiales; Euphorbiaceae. The transcript has 7 exons.